Molecule: messenger RNA, 2324 nt
Organism: Episyrphus balteatus (marmalade hoverfly)
Lineage: Eukaryota; Metazoa; Arthropoda; Insecta; Diptera; Syrphidae
Product: kalirin
Exons: 8
Coding region: 179-2179 (666 amino acids)
Biological process (GO): axon guidance
Cellular component (GO): cytoplasm
Molecular function (GO): guanyl-nucleotide exchange factor activity
Source: RefSeq, a predicted model, not a curated record
UUAUUUAUAACUUCCGAAGAGUCGAUAUUAACUUUUAAACAUUUUAACCUUUGAAUUUGUUUUUAUUAAAUCUUUAAAUAAAAAAAAAACAUGUUAAGUUGUACAAAAGUUCAAUUACUGGAAUUCAGUUUGCUCAUGCAUGAUUUACGCACUGACAUGAUAAACAGAGAUACAUAAAAUGGAUGAUGACGAUGCACCUAUACCUUUUGUCCGUAAUCGGCAAAGUAGAAAAAGCCGACGUUUCUCGAAAGGCCGUCGUGUAAGCAUUGAAAGUAACAGCAGUGCUGAUAGUAUAAGCCAACCAACAUCUACUACUUCCUCUUCAUCAUUGCAAUUCUCGUAUUCCGUCAAUUCCCAAAGUGAAUCCUUGGCGAUCAAAGAAAGAGCUUUUGCAAAAAUGGAGUCUUCAGUGGAGGAUAUCCGACGUGUAAGAGCCCAACAACUUCAAUUGAAUUCACAAAGUGAACCAUCCUUGCUUAAAAUACAACGAUUAUCUCUUGAUGAAAUAGAACGAACACCAGUGAGAACUUUACGACAGAGGUUUGAAGAGCUCAAUGGUCAGGAUCAAAUAAUUUUCAAGACACCAGCAUAUAAGAGCACAAAUAAAGCAAUAAGUGGUUGGCGAAAAGAAACUAACCCAAGUAUAGAUGAGGCAGCAACGGAAGAUGAACUAGAUGGGUUUAGUGAUAACGAUGGAAACAAGUCUGAUACCUCAACUGAUCUUCCACCGCCAAUACCAAAUUCUUCACCUCCACGAUCAACUCCUCCAUUGCCCAUGGAACAAAGUACACUUCAAGUGGAAAGCACUUAUUUAGAAGCUUACAAUGAUCUAGUGGAUCCCAAUCUUUUAAAAGAAACAAAUGCCGAAAAGCUUGAUAAUCUUCUCGUCGUAUCAUCUAAUAUUCAGUGUGAAAUAAAAAAAGUUGCUCCUGCCGACUUUCCAAGAAAUUAUAGAUCAGAACAAAGAAGGAAGACUGAAAUCAUUGGACAAACUGAGCAAUCAAUAUCUAAUAAGCAUAAUUCUUUUCAUUACGGAAGUCCAAUAGACGGAGAAAAUGAAGAAGCAAUUCUUCGUGAAAAAUGCGACAAAACAAUACAACCUAUCCUAGAUGAGCUGAUUAAAACUGAAGAAUCAUAUGUGCAGAAUUUGUUCAUGGGUAUCAGUAAUUAUGGUAAUAUUUUUUCAAGAAAGGAUCUGCCUUUAGGACUGAGAGGGAAAAAAUAUGUUUUGAUUGGAAAUGUUGAGCAAAUCGCAGAAUUCCAUCAGGACGAGUUUUUACCAAUGUUGAGAAGGAAUAAGGAUGACCUUACAAGACUGUUUGAUGAGUUUUCAACUUUUAUUGAUGAAGGCUGCUUUUACGGGUAUGUUCUAUUUACAAUGAAUAAGAAGCGCUCACAAAAGCUUUGUGAAUUACACCGGGAUUACUUCAAGAAUCUGCAAUCCGAACUAAAUGACAAAUUGGGUGUUAAUAGCUUUCUUGUGCAACCAAUUCAAAGAAUGGCCAGAUACCCGCUUCUACUUCAGCAAUUUAUAACGACGCUUUUCAAACAUCGAGAUUUCUAUUUCAAAUCAACAAUUGAGUCUUGUUGUCGUUUGGAGAAAAAGAUGCGUACAUUAUUAACAAUGACAAAUGAAUCAGAAGUUAUUAACGAUAUUAUUGAAUCAAACGAUUUUAAUGUUACUUAUCAGGGAAAAUUCCGAAAAGUUAGUGAAUUCUACGUUUUCGAUCAUAGUUUGAAACGCGGCUAUCGAUCAAAAGUGUUUAUUUUUGAAAAAUGUCUUAUUUACACUGAAAUAAGAGACAAACGAUUGAUAUUCCGAGGGUGUUAUCCAUGUGAGAGGAUUGGAAUAAUAACAAAUAAGAAGACAUUUACACUUUUUUAUCAAAAGCGGAAAACUCAGGAGUGCGAUUUUAGUGCAGAUCCAGCCCAGUGUGAGCAAUGGCUCGAGUUAAUCACUGAAAUGAUCAGUUCUUUUGCAAAAGAGGAACGGCGAAAAUUGAAGGAAAAAUAUUCUAAAGAGAAUGACCAUGCCCACCGUCGCCCACCUAGCUUAUCGCAAUUCAGAAAUUCAAACCGUUUUAGUUCAGACAGUGGCAUUGGAAACAUGUGGUCCCUACCAAAGUCAGUUGAUGACACCAAAGAUGAAGAAAAAAAGUCAACCUGGUAUGCUGUAUAGAAAAAUGCAUCGUGAUGAGCUAAUUUUUGUUUUAAGAGUUUGAAACUAAGAAAAGCCAUGAUAAGGAUCUUUUUAAUUACCAAUUGUAUUAGAUUUUGUUUACAUGAAGAACUAAUUUGUUAAUAAAAACGAUAGAAUAAUUUAA